AUGAGAUGGUUCUUUUUCAUACUAUUUUAUACGAUCUUAUGUAUUGAUAUAGAUGAACCCAUCAACCUAGGGUCAGGAAUAUCCUUACCAUCACUUGAACAAAGAGAUAAAUCUGAAGGGUUACAGGAAUUCACACCUAUUAAAUCCACCAUUGGACAAUCAGAGACUCAAUUCUUUUCUUUCAAUGUUAACACAUCUUCUGGGGUAGGAGAAUACUAUGAGUUCUUGAUCUUCUUAACAGGGAAUAUUUGUUCUCAACCCAGUAAUGUCGAUGCUAAUGAUACCAGUUUAGCAGUUUAUUAUUCCUUUAAUUCAUCAAUGUUUCAGAAUUUUGAAUUAGCUCAAAUGGAAUUGUUUCAUAACGGAUAUUUCCAAGCUUUAGCAGAUGUUCCCAUCACCCUGACAGAAAACCAGAACACUGUUUUAUAUAUCGCCGUUAGAGCCCCGCAAAAUGUCGACAUCACCAGUACCUGGAUGUAUGAGAUCGGGGUCAGUCAAAAUGAUUUGGUUUUCCAAUGGGAUGAUAGGAGUUGGGCCACAUUGGUUGAUACUGAUGAGGAUUCUGCUUUGAUAGUUACAGGUAACUUAACCAGUGAUGGAGAUUAUGAGAACGUUAAUGUAUCCAAUUCCAGAUUCUCCCUAUAUAUCUAUAGUGAUGAGUACCGUCAUUAUUUCGAUAGUUUGAACAGUAGUUGGUGUGCCAUUAGAAACGGGCCCGUAUUACUUGAUCCUUCCAAGCUAGAAAGUAGUUUUACUACCAGAAGUGGAGGUUUACAACAACAAUUCCAUGUAACCGGGUUAAACUCCUCCACACGAUACAUCGCAUACCUUGUUUCAGAUUUUGCUGGGAAAGAUUUCGGUGGAGCAGUUUAUCAACCGUUUGAAUUCGAAACCAUGGACAAAGAUGCAUGUGACUUGAUCUACGAUCUAGAGUUUUGUAAUAAAGUAGCUUAUGCUGUCCCUAACAAUCCCCUGCUUACUAAAGAAGAGUUAAGGACUAUGUAUGAUGAUAGAGCUCAAGCAUUAUUCCAGAACUUUUCGAAGGCCCUACAACAAAUUCCUUGUAAUGCUUCCCAAGAUUCUGUGUUUUCACCUAUUAGAACAUGUGACGAUUGUGCUUUAUCAUAUAAAAAUUGGUUAUGUGCUGUAACUAUUCCUCGUUGUUCAACCAGAAAUAUAACCGGAUAUGUAUCACGUGACGUGGGGAAUAAUCGUAAUUCAUGGAUUGAUGAUAAUAUUCAACCUUACCAAGAGUACUAUGAAGUGUUGCCUUGUUUCAAUGUAUGUGAAGCCAUAGUAAGAGACUGUCCGGCAGAUUUUAAUUUCGUAUGUCCCAAACACAACGAUUCCAUUAAACUUUCGUACUAUUGGGGCGUUGAUGGGGAAUUCCCAACAUGUAACUUCGUCGGAGACUCGUUCGAUGUCACUUCUACGGCAGUAAAGUUGGUAGUAAAUAGUCUUUUAGCAUUGGUGGUUUUGGUCCAUCUUAUAUAG
Messenger RNA from Yamadazyma jaroonii, 1494 nucleotides. NCBI's taxonomy places the organism in Eukaryota, Fungi, Ascomycota, Pichiomycetes, Serinales, Debaryomycetaceae. The record is from the annotation of a GenBank genome assembly.